Molecule: messenger RNA, 1014 nt
Organism: Drepanopeziza brunnea f. sp. 'multigermtubi' MB_m1
Lineage: Eukaryota; Fungi; Ascomycota; Leotiomycetes; Helotiales; Drepanopezizaceae
Source: RefSeq, a predicted model, not a curated record
AUGUCGCUCCGAAUAGUUCAAGUCUGCGGCCUCUGGUUCUGGGUCGCCUUCAUCCUCUUCAUGAUGGUCCUCAUGCAGCAAUCCAAAACCCUCUUCCACAUCUCCUCCUCGCCACAACCGCUCCAGACCUCCUCCCCGCGAGUCCUCACCACCCACCAACGCAUGGCGCGCUCCGAAUCAUCCUGGCGCUCGUCCGUCGCGUUACGCCACGAGAUGGCCAUUGCGCAUCCGCAGAAUCCGCGCAUACCCCUCUUCCCAGCACAGCACAUGGAGGACUUUGGGAAGACGCCGUACACGCUCUGGGACUUCUUCCCCGCCUCGUGGACGUGCCCCCACGACAUCCAGCGCAUCGGUCGGCUCGGCGACGGCGGGAAAUGGGUCUGCGGCAUGUCCAUCUACGAGAGCAAGCCACGCCCGGCCGUCUCCAACACCCAUCUCCUGGCCUGGCCCGACACGGUCAUCUACAGCUUCGGCGUCAACGACGAGAGCACCUUCGAGGCGGAGAUGCUGGCCCGGAUCCCGUCGGCGCAGAUCUACGCCUACGACUACUCGGUCGAGCGCAUCGGCUCCCAGAUCCCGGCCGCGCACUCGGCCCGCGUGCACUUCCGGAAGGUCGGCCUCGGCGGCACCGACGAGCUCGCCAAGACGCCGCAGUUCCUCACGCUGGCGACCCUGAUGCAGCAGAACAAGCACGCCUACAUCGAUAUCCUGAAGAUCGACAUCGAGGGCGGCGAGUACGCCGCGCUCGACGCCUUCAUGGAAGCCUGCGACAAGACGGGGGUCAUGCCCGUCGGGCAGGUUAUGAUCGAGCUGCACCUGGUGGACGACGCGCACGUCAACUUUGAGCGCUUCACCAAGUGGUGGGAGCGCCUCGAGGACUUUGGCAUGCGGCCUACCUGGCUGGAGGUCAACCUGCUCGCUGUGACGCUGGGCGCUGGGAAGACGGACCCGCGGUGUGUGGAGUACGUGUGGGUUAAUGUUAAGGAUGAGAAGAGUAUUCUGUUGCAGGGAUAG